AUGCCUGGAAGUAAGAUGGAAUUUCAGCUUUCUAGUGAGCAGCUUCAGAGUGGAAUGAAGGUAUUUAAGAGAAUCUUUGUGAUGUUAGAACCAUGUAGGCAGAACUGGCUAGGUGGAUGUAGGCCCCUAAUAUCUCUAGAUGGUUGUCACUUAAAGGGAAAAACAUUUGGAUGCCUCUUGACUGCUGUGGGGAAGGAUGGGAAUGAUGGCAUAGUUCCCAUUGCUUGGGCAGUGGUUAAUAAAGAAAACAAGAACAACUGGAGAUGGUUUAUGAUGUGGUUGAAGAAGGAGCUGAAUCUAGAAGAGGGUGGUCAAGUCACAGUAAUGUCAGAUAUGCAAAAGGGUUUGAUGGAGGCAGUGAAGGAAGUCACACCUCAAGCUGAACACAGGUGGUGUGCAAGGCAUAUUUAUGCCAAUUGGAGCAAGAAAUGGAGGGGUGAAGAAUUCAAGAAAAGGUUUUGGACUGCAGCAUGGAGUUCUUAUCCAAUGGAAUUCAAAAUGAACAUGGCCAAGCUUUCAGCCAUCAACAAGAAGGCAACUACUGACCUUCUUCAAUACCCAAGUGAGCACUGGUGUAGAGCUUUUCAAAGCUCUAGAUGUUCCACAUACAUGGUGGACAACAACAUCAGUGAGUCAUUUAAUUCAAGUAUUUCAGAUGCUAGGCAUAAGCCAAUCAUAUCUAUACUAGAAGAUAUUAGGAUGAUUGUUAUGUCUAGGAUAAGGGAUAGGAAGUCAGUGGUAAAUACUUGGAAAACUGAAUGGUGUCCGAAUGCUCUCAAAUUAUUUGAUUCAAACAAGCAAGAGUCGAUGGAGUGUAAUGUCCUAUGGAAUGGGGACAAUGGUUAUGAAGUAACUGAUGGAGAAAACAAACACAUAGUGUUUGUAGACACUAAGAAAUGUACAUGUCAAAUGUGGGAAUUAAGUGGUAUACUCUCCUCACACUUGAAUCAUACUUGCCCUCAAGUAUGA
This is a messenger RNA of Salvia miltiorrhiza (redroot sage), 969 nucleotides long. RefSeq lists its product as uncharacterized. NCBI's taxonomy places the organism in Eukaryota, Viridiplantae, Streptophyta, Magnoliopsida, Lamiales, Lamiaceae. Bases 1 to 969 code for a protein of 322 amino acids. The record is from RefSeq and is a predicted model, not a curated record. The transcript is spliced from 2 exons.